GGCAAAUGGAUGUCCCCAGGCUAGGGGUCCAAUCGGAGCUCUAGCCACCAGCCUACACCAGGGCCACGGCAACACAGGAUCCAAGUCGAUCCUGCGAGCUAUAUCACAGCCCAUGGCAACGCCAGAUCCUUAACCCAAUGGGCAAGGCCAGGGACUGAACCUGCGUCCUCAAUGGAUGCCAGUCAGGUUCGUUGGCCACUGAGUCACGACAGGAACUCCCAUGUUCAAAAAUCUUUAAAUGUUCCAUAGUCCUGAGCCUUUUGGGUGAAUGAGGAGACUCCUGCUCCUGAUUGUCUUUCCUCUAAUGUGCCUACUUUCCAAUUACCCUGGCAAAGCUGAGCCCAGACUUUUAUGUUUUGUGGUCUUAAAUUUCAUGUUUAUGUAAAAUUGGGAGAAACAGAGGAAACUUUAGCAAUGCUAAAACGAAUGGGAUCUAAGUUACUAUAUAUUUCUGUUUGCCUAAAGGCUGGGUGUAAUUUUCAAACCGCACAGUGUACAAGUUGCCUCAGGAUUUUGAUAUUAUUUUGUAUGUAUCAGACAAGAUUUCUAAGCUACAAAUUUUAACUUCUGCCUUUUUGUUUGGAAGAUUCAUUAAUGUAAGUCCUUGGCCAUAAUCUAAAAUUGCCAAGCGCCAUCUCUCUCAGGAUGGGCCCCUUAUGUCCUCUGCCAUGAAGGGCUGGGGCGAAGGCAGAUGCUGGCUCAGAGCUGUUGGAUUGUGACUUUGCAUAAACUACAUGCUCCACUGCGGACAUGAAAAGGCACAAUCAGAGCUCUGUGGUUGACUUCGUCCUCUUGGGCUUUUCUAACUUUCCCGAACUCCAAGGGCAGCUCUUUGGGGUGUUCUUGGUUAUUUAUCUGGUGACCUUGGUAGGAAAUGCCGUCAUUAUUCUCAUCAUCUCGCUGGAACAGAGCCUCCACGUCCCCAUGUACCUGUUCCUCCAGAGCCUGUCUGUGGUGGACUUGAGUAUCAGUGCCGUGGUUAUGCCUGAAAUGCUGGUGGUCCUCUCCACUGAGGAAAUGAGGAUUUCUGUUUCGGGCUGUUUUGCACAGAUGUACUUCAUUCUUCUUUUUGGUGUGACCGAAUGUUUUCUCCUGGGGGCAAUGGCUUAUGACCGAUUUGCUGCAAUCUGCCAUCCUCUGAGCUACCCAGUGCUCAUGAACCAAAGGGUUUUCGUGAAGUUAGUAGGGUCCUCUUGGGUCUCAGGGAUUAUGGUGGCUACUGUGCAGACCUCAUGGGUUUUCAGUUUUCCCUUUUGUGGCCCCAAUGAAAUUAAUCACCUCUUCUGUGAGACUCCCCCAGUGCUGGAGCUUGCGUGUGCAGACACAUUUUUGUUUGAAGUCUAUGCGUUCACUGGCACCAUUCUGACAGUUAUGGUUCCUUUCUUGUUGAUACUCCUGUCUUACCUUCGAAUCCUCCUUGCCAUCCUGAAGAUGCCACCCACCACAGGGAGGCAGAAGGCCUUUUCCACCUGUGGCUCCCAUCUGACGUCUGUUACCCUCUUCUACGGCACAGCCAGUAUGACUUACUUACAGCCCAAAUCUGGCUACUCCCCAGACACCAAGAAGCUCCUGUCCUUGGCUUACACGUUGCUUACGCCUCUGCUGAACCCCCUGAUCUACAGCUUGAGGAACAGUGAGCUGAAGAGAGCUUUGAUGAAGUUAUGGCGAAGAAAAGUGGAAUUACACACCUUUUGACAGUGUGGAGAAACCAUGUGAUGUUUGGUGCUGCCUGACUGCACUGAACUUAAAUUUAGGAAUUGUGAAAAGAGUUUACACUCUUUGGUAUGAAUAUAUGAAUUUGUGGAGUCCUCCAAGUUUGAAAAUAUAUCAGGGAGAUACAGUUCUUUUGAUGCUAUAUUCACAUCCAUUUUUCCAAGGUGCAUAAGUUUGAUGACAUAAAAUAACAAUUUAUUUGUGAAUUCCUCUGUUAUGAACAUCUAAGUUGUUACUGGAUUUUUGUCUUUAGGAUGACACUUUAAUAAAGAAUUAGAUCCAUA
Molecule: messenger RNA, 1997 nt
Organism: Sus scrofa (pig)
Lineage: Eukaryota; Metazoa; Chordata; Mammalia; Artiodactyla; Suidae
Gene: OR10A3R
Product: olfactory receptor family 10 subfamily A member 3R
Biological process (GO): G protein-coupled receptor signaling pathway
Cellular component (GO): membrane
Molecular function (GO): olfactory receptor activity; G protein-coupled receptor activity
Source: RefSeq, a predicted model, not a curated record